CACACAAGAAACUAAAAACCAAAAGAGUUGCAGAGGAAAAACAGAACAAACAAAGUUCACCGACAAUGCCAAUCUACAGGAUUGCAAUCGGAACACCAAGAGAUGCCAGCCACCCUGAUGCGAUAAGGGCGGCACUGGCAGAGUUCUUCUCCAUGCUUAUCUUCGUAUUUGCCGGAGAAGGAUCUGGGAUGGCUUUCAACAAGCUAACAGACAAUGGAUCGACGACACCGGCUGGACUAGUGGCAGCAUCACUGGCUCACGCAUUUGCGCUCUUCGUGGCGGUAUCUGUCGGCGCAAACAUCUCUGGUGGCCAUGUAAACCCUGCGGUGACAUUUGGUGCAUUUAUUGGAGGAAACAUAACAUUGUUGAGGGGGAUUUUGUAUUGGAUUGCUCAAUUGCUUGGCUCAGUUGUCGCUUGCUUGCUGCUUAAAUUCGCAACUGGCGGAUUGGAAACAUCAGCAUUUUCGCUAUCAUCCGGUGUGUCGCCAUGGAACGCAGUCGUUUUCGAGAUCGUCAUGACUUUUGGGUUGGUUUACACAGUUUAUGCCACAGCAGUUGAUCCAAAGAAAGGAAAUGUGGGGACUAUUGCACCAAUUGCAAUUGGUUUCAUUGUGGGUGCUAACAUUUUAGCUGGUGGUGCUUUUGAUGGUGCAUCCAUGAACCCAGCAGUCUCCUUUGGCCCUGCUGUGGUUAGUUGGACUUGGACUCACCAGUGGGUUUACUGGCUCGGUCCACUCAUCGGUGCUGCCAUUGCUGCCAUUGUCUAUGACAACAUUUUCAUUGGCAACAACGCUCACGAGCCACUCCCAAACAAUGAUUUCUAAGGACUUCCAUCCCAAUAAAAUCUCUGUUUUUUUUCUUCUUUCUUAGAUUGAGAGACUAAAACUGGGGGCUUAAAUGCAAUUGUUGAAGUGAUGAACUAGUGGAGGAGCUAGGAUUUGUUGUACUUUUCUUUUAGUUGUUGAAAGAAUUCCUUUUGUUGCUUUUAGUUACUUGUUGAAUCUGCUGAAUUGUCUCUUCAUUUCAGUCAUUUAGUUGAGAAGCUCUUGUUGAGUACUGAAUUCUUGGGACUAAAAUAGUGAUAUGAUAUGGUGGUAAAUUUUGUGCG
Tripterygium wilfordii is the source of this 1108-nucleotide messenger RNA. RefSeq names its product aquaporin TIP1-3-like. The record is from RefSeq and is a predicted model, not a curated record. Gene Ontology annotation, cellular component: membrane. Gene Ontology annotation, biological process: transmembrane transport; water transport. Gene Ontology annotation, molecular function: water channel activity. NCBI's taxonomy places the organism in Eukaryota, Viridiplantae, Streptophyta, Magnoliopsida, Celastrales, Celastraceae. The transcript is spliced from 3 exons. The coding region runs from base 66 to 824 and encodes 252 amino acids.